CGCCAAUUUAACCUCCUCCUUCUUCUUCAAGCUUUCGAGCUCGAAAUGUCGAGGAUUUGAGGAAGAAUCAACAACAAAACAAAAGGGGGAUUUUAAGUUUUUAUUUUUUUUUAUUUUUUUUCUCGAUCUUGCGGCGGAGAUGAGUGCGUCAAGGUUCAUAAAGUGUGUGACCGUCGGAGAUGGUGCCGUCGGAAAAACUUGCAUGCUGAUUUCUUAUACAAGCAAUACUUUCCCUACAGAUUAUGUGCCAACUGUUUUUGACAACUUCAGUGCUAAUGUCGUUGUUGAUGGGAACACUGUCAAUCUUGGAUUGUGGGAUACAGCCGGUCAAGAAGACUACAACAGGUUACGACCUCUGAGUUACCGUGGUGCUGAUGUUUUCAUUCUUGCUUUCUCUCUCAUCAGCAAGGCUAGCUAUGAGAAUAUUGCCAAGAAGUGGAUUCCUGAGCUCAGGCAUUAUGCUCCUGGUGUUCCCAUUAUCCUCGUGGGAACAAAACUUGAUCUUCGAGAUGACAAGCAAUUCUUCAUUGAUCAUCCUGGUGCAGUGCCAAUUACAACAAACCAGGGAGAGGACCUGAAGAAACUGAUUGGAUCUGCGGUCUACAUUGAAUGUAGUUCAAAGACACAGCAGAACGUGAAGGCAGUGUUUGAUGCAGCCAUAAAAGUGGUGCUUCAGCCACCAAAGCAGAAGAAGAAGAAAAAGAAUAAGAACCGUUGCGCGUUCUUGUGAUAUGAAAAAUCUCUAAGCUAGGUAAACCAACUAAAGAAGAAGAAGAAGAAGAUGAUUUCAACUAUUUGAUUCGUCCCCAUUUUAAUAUGAUAAUUCGACGGGAAGGGAGACAUCUCGAGUAGCUUUUUGUAUAGUUGCUAAAUUGAGCUUUGUUGUUGUGUCUUUUACUCUUUGCUGGUGAAUCGUUUGAGUUCACAGAGUAAGAGACCGUGUGUUCUACUCUUGCUAUGUAGACUAAUCUCUGUCUCUCUCUUCUCUUUUGUUCUUGAUGGGGAUCAUUUUGUAUUAACAAAUGAAUCUAAUUAAU
Molecule: messenger RNA, 1037 nt
Organism: Arabidopsis arenosa
Lineage: Eukaryota; Viridiplantae; Streptophyta; Magnoliopsida; Brassicales; Brassicaceae
Source: the annotation of a GenBank genome assembly